Molecule: messenger RNA, 1048 nt
Organism: Nicrophorus vespilloides
Lineage: Eukaryota; Metazoa; Arthropoda; Insecta; Coleoptera; Silphidae
Product: sideroflexin-1
Exons: 4
Biological process (GO): serine import into mitochondrion; monoatomic ion transport
Cellular component (GO): mitochondrial inner membrane
Molecular function (GO): monoatomic ion transmembrane transporter activity
Source: RefSeq, a predicted model, not a curated record
AAUAUUAUUUUGUCGAUUUUUUUUUUGUAGGUGUCGUGAACCGUUGCCAAAAUGCAUGUCCGUGGACGAACUGUGGAGGGCGAAGCAGUUGUACGAUUCCGCCUUCCAUCCAGAUACCGGAGACAAGAUGAACAUCAUCGGCAGGAUGUCCGCUCAAGUGCCCAUGAACAUGCUCAUCACCGGUGGAAUGAUGGCUUUCUACAAAUCCACUCCGGCCGUCAUCUUCUGGCAGUGGCUCAAUCAGUCCUUCAAUGCUCUUGUCAACUACACCAACCGUAGCGGAGACGCUUCACUAUCCGAUAAGCAACUGCUGACGUCGUACGUCUUCGCCACAGGAGGUGCCGUAGCAACGGCGCUGGGUCUUAACAAGGCCCUUAAGAAUGGUCCACCGUUGAUCGGUCGUCUUGUACCAUUCGCCGCAGUGGCAGCCGCCAAUUGCGUCAACAUUCCCUUCAUGAGAGCGCAGGAACUUAGAGACGGUACCCCCAUCUAUGAUCAGAACGACAACAGAUUGGGCAACUCCAAGGCCGCGGCUCAGAGCGGCAUCAAGCAGGUCAUCUGCAGUAGGAUCGCCAUGGCAACCCCCGGCAUGGUUCUCACUCCUUUCGUCAUGAACCAUUUGGAACGUAGAGGAACCUUAUGCAGAUACCCAUGGGCAACUCUUCCCAUUCAAGUCGCCCUCCUCGGAGUCUGUCUGACGUUCGCUACGCCACUGGCGUGCGCCGUCUUCAAGCAGAAGGCUGAGAUUAGAUUUAGCGAUUUGGAACCGGAACUCAAGGAGAAACUGGAAAAGAAGUUGGGCAAAGAUAUUCCUUACAUUCUGUUCUUCAACAAAGGUCUGUGAGCUUCCUUUCUAUCAUCAUCAGAAUCAGAAGAAGAGCGAAACCCCAAAGUAAAGACACCGCCGAUGAGGAUUUUACCAAUAACAAACGCAAACGCAAAAUGUGGCGCAUAAGUUAUAUUUAGUAAGCGAAAGGUAUAUUAUAUUAUUAUACAAUACUUUAGAGCCGUGACGAGCCGAAUGACAAUAAUAAACACAUGAAUGUUA